GGCUUUUUUCACUUCGCGCACUCUUUUGAAAUUGGAAUAUUUGUGUGUACUCUCCCGCAAAGAAAUGAUGUUACUGGAAUGGAUAUGAGCGACAGAUUAAUCAAAAUGCAGCGAAUUAAUGAUAGAGAAAUUCCAGAUGAGCGAAGAGAGUAAGAAGAGAGGUUGUGGUCACACCGAGUUACCGAUGACGAAGUGGACAUGAGUUGGUCGCCCAGAUGGUCGCCAUUGCGGGUUCUGAUUUUCAUUCUUCUCGAAUACGGUAAAGCGAGAGCGACAAUGGCGGUGGAAGAAUCUACCUUCCCUCGUUUGAUAGUACCUGCUUCCCACACGGCACUGUCUGGCGACUUGACAGUUAUUAUUUUAGACUUCCCAUCAACAAAUCCUAUACAAUCACAAGAGGAAUUAACCGCAAUACCAACGACAAUAACAAGUUCUCCCAUGGAUGGGGAUAACGAGGAUUAUGAAUUGACCAAAAAUGAGAACACAAUUCAGGGUCCUUAUGUUCUUAGUGUUCUGAGACUGGAUGAAUUUACAUCAGAGCUGGUUGGCCAAGUUCCUGUUGAAACUCAUUCGCCCAUAGGUGGCAAUAUCUCCCUGACCAUUCCCUGUGGCUUCUUCUCACGAGGGGGAACCUACUCUAUACGUCUUCAAUCAAAGUCUGCAUCCCCGCCCCCAAAAUUUACCAACAUUGCGAAUCUUCACCAAGUUCAGAUGAGGUCGACAUUAGAUGUAAGAUGGCCAGUUCCCUCUCUAUCCAUAGAAUCACAACAUUUACAAACUUAUCCGGGCCAGCCAGUUUUAGCAGCUUUGGAAUACACAGGAGUUUCUUGUCAACCUUCCCCGGGGGUUCCAAUUACAACUUAUUCAUUGCAGCUUAUUUUUUGUGGCGUCAGUGUUCUGUCUUGUGAUCCAAGAAACAAGACUCUAGUACAGAUGCUCUAUACGGAAGAGGUAAAAGGGUUUCCUACACAGAGGGUCGUUGAGCUGCGAUGCGAAUUUUUCGGUUUGGCCGGACAUUACGCUUUGAGGCUGAAACCCUCGGAAGCUAAUCCCAAUGCUCCAACUACCAGUGCCUACAUUAAGGUGGAAUGGUCUGAGCAAUUCGUCUUCAAUGUUCACGCAAGGUCUAUUUAUCCUUGCGAUUCAGGCUCUGGAGGAGUCUCGGUUCUCUUCGAAUAUCCGUCUUGCAGACUCCCUGGUGAUCGUGUGCGAGUUUACGGACGCCUGAGGGCUGACGUCGCGUCGCUCGCACCACCUUCAUCACUUCAUUACAUCGCAGAAUUGAAAGCGCCUCCAGGAAGGCAUACACUGACCUUCGACUGUGACAUCUUCACUGAAAGAUUUGUUGAGUACUGUUUCGUUUAUGUUAGCGAAGCUAUUACUGGUGCCAUGGCCGAAGUUAGGGUCGACUGCAUUCCCACCUUUCCACUCGAAGAAGGUGACGCAGGAGAUUGGGGUCCUUGGAGCCAAUGGACUCCAUGUAGCAGUUCUUGCGUCGGAGGAAUAAGGAAUCGUUAUAGGUUUUGCGACAACCCACCCCCACAAUAUGGAGCCCAAUUUUGUCAGGGGAAGGCUGUUGAUACUGAGGCAUGCGGGGGUACAAAACAUCUGGAUCUUCAUGGAUCUUUGAGCCAAGGCGACUGGGAAUGUCGUCAUGGUCGAGGUUUGGCGGCCGACAGACCGGAAGUGACUGCCGAAGUCGGUAGCAAGUGUAGAUGUGGUUGCGUCCUGAAUAUGAAUGUCGAAAAAGCUAGAACGAUUCUGGCUGCGAGCACCCAAGCGUGCCCUGGACGUUCCUUCUGGCUGAUUCAGGUUUCAUCAGAAAAUGUGAUCAGGCUUCAUUUGGAUCAGGCUAAGCUUCCUUGUCCAGGCCAAUAUGUUCGUGCACGUGACGGAGAUUCUCUUAGCGCUGAACUUCUUGCAGACGUUGCAUUUGACAGAAAAGAACCAACCACAGGAACGAUUGUCUCUUCAGCGCAAACUUUACUUCUCGAGUUUUUUAGCGAUGAAGUGAUGGCAGAAGGAGAGUCUUGCGUCGGUGGCUUUCUGGCUCAUAUAUCAAUGCUGUCAAAACCACAGUCGGAAAAUGGAACCUCGCUGCCAACAACAAUAUACCUAAAACCGAAAAUCAUGGCUGCAGCUGGCAGAUGGGCUCAAUGGCUAACUCCAGCCCAUCUUGCUGCUGCUUCGCUUCUGGUUCUGACAUUUCUGGUCUCCGUUUUUCUGGCGCUGCAGUACGCCCUUAAAUAUCGGAAAUACCAGAUUGCUGAGGAUUUGGAUAGUCUUGCAGAUAAUUCUACUUGCAGUGAUACGAUACCAGGUUCUAGAAGAGUCAGAGCCAUGUCCUCAUCAACUUUAAUUUCCGAAGUUGUUUCUCUCGUCCGAUUACCCAUGAGAGGUUCUUCUAAACACGCGAGAUUAGAGGAAACAUCUGCUGAUAUUGAGGAUGGUUAUGACAGUACAGAAACUCAAGCAGAUGUUGAGGAAGAACAAAGUACGGAAUCGAGUACCAGAAAAGGGGAAGAUUUGGAUGAAAAUGGAUCAGAGAAAACAAUUACUCCGAGUGCAGUGAGCACUCCUAUAAGAAAAGCAUCAACACCUAAAUCUUCGACUUCUGAACAACCAGAGGUCAAGUACGCCCGUCCAGUUAAGCUUCGCACGGUGGGUCCCAUAAGUCCCGUUUCGGAAGAGGGCCUCACGUCCGAAGACAGCCGACGAUACAGCUCAACAAGUGCUUCGACCAGUUUGAAUAACAGCUUCUCUCCAGCCAGCAGCAGUUCUUCGAACACCUCGACCCUGCGAUGUGGGAAGGAUUCCAAGGAACGUCGAAAUCGAGAACGUCUUCUCCACGGUCCUGGUUCAGAGUUCAGCCUCGCCAAUACAGAAGUUGAUUUAGAAAUGGAUUACUACGACUACAACGUCGUGAAUGCAGGCGCAGCGCCUGGUUCUUACCUAGGAAUGGAUCCAGCUUUUCUUGUCUGGAUUCCACCCUUGGGUUCUGAUGAAUCUGAUAUUCUGGAUACCAUCGAUGAAGACCAUCGUAAGGAGGAAGCUUCAGAAGCCAGAAGACUCGACACUGAAGGAGCAGCUUUAACAGCAGCUGAGUACGAGAAAAUUAAAGAGAAUGAGAUUCUUCCUAGAAGACUCGAUCCUGGCGAGAGUCGCCUUCAUGACGAAAUAAUCUCUGAGUAUAGAGCAAGACUGAGAGAAGGAAUGCUUCCAAUUCACAGGAUCUUGGAAGAUUCUAGAGUGAGGAUCAGCGAGGAAUCUCUGUCUAGGCAGGCUCCUGAUGAAUGUGGGGGAUUCUCGACUGAUAUCAUCCCUAAUAGACUGAAUGUGGAGGUGGACUCUCGGCAGGUGACUCCCACGCAUCGUUCGUUCGGUCGGGGUCAGAGGAAAAAUAACCUGGACACUCUCAGGUCUCGAAGAGCCGCAAAAGAGCAGCACAGUCCAGAGCUGGAUCGAGAUAAAUGCGAGGUCAAAGUUCAUGAAAGUUCCCCGCCUAAACCAAAAACUCUGAACGUCCCUCUCGAUUACAGAGACAUCGUCGAGUUGAACCUUGUUAGCGAAAAAAGCAGUGUUGGAGUUUUAGGUGAUAUUCCCAUGACCGAGUUUUCAAGGAAUCGUCAGGAAUCUCCAGUCAAAGUUCACAGAUCAAAAGACAGUAAAAAAGAAAGUGUGAGUGAGAAGGAAAUCCAAAGUCCUGAUUAUGGGGUUGAAGCUGACAUAAAAGAAACUUCUCGAGAUUCCUUUUAUGAUCUUAUUGGUGAGGGAGAAGAUGUUUUCAAAUUUGCAGAUGAUGAUGAAUAUGUUGAUAACAAAAUUACAGUCUGAAAAAAUCAAGUUUGAGUACAUACUGUGUAUAGACUCUGAUUAGA
Messenger RNA from Belonocnema kinseyi, 3878 nucleotides. RefSeq lists its product as uncharacterized. Bases 199 to 3834 code for a protein of 1211 amino acids. Gene Ontology annotation, cellular component: cell periphery. Lineage: Eukaryota; Metazoa; Arthropoda; Insecta; Hymenoptera; Cynipidae. The record is from RefSeq and is a predicted model, not a curated record. The transcript has 19 exons.